Seminavis robusta is the source of this 2413-nucleotide messenger RNA. The record is from the annotation of a GenBank genome assembly. Lineage: Eukaryota; Bacillariophyta; Bacillariophyceae; Naviculales; Naviculaceae.
CGUAGAGCUCGGUAACAUAGAGCUCGGUAUUGUAGAAUAUUCUGUAUUCCAUUGCAUGGUAUUCGAUGGCUAGGACAAAGCAGACAGCCAAGCAAAGGGUUAAAGAGAGGAAACAGUUUCUUGCAAGCAAUGGAAUAUUUGGCAUUGCGGAUGAACCUGGAGACAAUACCCCGCAAAAGGACAGUCGAACGCGGUAUGGGAAUGCCUUCUAUCAGCAAUGCACGGAAAUGAAAACAGAGACUUCUGCGACCACAGAUUCCCCACGCCUGAAAGAGGGGGAUACCCGACCUCUUUCCUCUGGAAUCUAUCUUUGGGACUGGAAACAAGACAGUUCUUGCGAAUACAAAGUCCGUGGUGGCUUUCUCGGCUGCACGGAAUUCGCUUUUUUCGCCAAUGCAGCCAUUGUAACCACAGCGAGUGCCGGCAGCUCGUCGGAUCAUCUGGUGCAACUUCACUUGCAAGAAUGUGACAACAGCAGCGAUAGCAGCAACAACAACAAUGACAAGCGGCAGUUUUGUGCAGUUCUCUACACCAAGGAUGAUGUCAAUUCGUGGGAAUACCACGAAAGCCCAGAUCAGGACCUUCAUUUUACAAAGAUUCCCCAAUGCAUCAACCCCACCAUUGAUUCGCACCAAGCAGCCCAUGGAGAACCACAACAACAUGGGGGAAUACACUCGGAUGUAUGGACUGUGCAACGCCCAGAUUUGAUUCCAGCUGUCAAACCCAAACUCGACAAACUUGCGGCGACCACACAAGAUCGUCCAAUUCCUCGAUAUCAAAUGAUUAUUGAUCCCAAUCAAUGCGAACGAAAAGGAAAGUGGGUCCCCUCAGAAUUCGACGUGACGCCGGAAGCAAAAGUGAAACUGGUUGGCGGAGAUCGAGCACAUUGGAUGGAUACCAAUCUCAUUGACUCUGUGGCAACUCCAGUGCUCCAAGCAGCCCUCCCACUCCUUUCUAAAUUGAAACGUCCCAAACUCUUGUUGGAACAGCAACGGUUGCAAGUUGCCGUCAAGGCGCAGAGAAUUUUCCUCCCACCUUCUACGGAUGAAAAGAAUUCAGAAUACAUUGGCCUCUGGCAUAUUGAUGGACAACAUGAACCCGUGGCGGCCGUGAUAUUGUUUUACUAUCAUGUGGCCAAGGAUCUACGAGGUGGGAAUAUGGAGUUUCUGGAUCGCAAGCCAAUGAUGGUAAAAACCAGCUUUGCCUCGAGUGGCGGAAUCAACCAAUUCAAUAGCACCAAUGUUCGAGAGAUGCUGCGAGGCAACGACAAUUCACGCCACGCCAAUUGUUCUGUACCAAUUGAAGAAGAAGGAACACUGCUGGUGUUCAGCAACUAUCAGAUGGUCCAUCGGGUCUUGAAAAUGAUCAAUCAAUCUACCACGUCCGAGGCCUCUCGAGAUUUUGUGGCCCUCUUUGUCAUGGAUCCGGCCGCGGCUCCCUUGGUUCCCGCACGCUGUCAUUUGGCCCAGCAAUACGUUCUGCAGCGCACCCUGGAAGGUCUCUGCCUUUCGAACGAGACCAUUGCUCAUGCUAGCAGCGACGGUGAGCAAGACGAGUCCAAAAAAAAGCAAAAGCUCUCCCAGUAUCUCACGGACAAGCCACUCCAGCUCGUGUUGGAAUUCGCGGGCAUUGUCCCAACCAUAGAGGCAAGGCGAAGCCGACGUAAUCAACUGUUACGGUCUCAGCUAAAGCCGCGCGGUAGAAUUGGCUUUGAUCAAGAAAACUGUGUCUACACAACCGGGAACGGAUGUUUUACCAUGAUUGGAUGGCUGGAUAAGGCACUCCAUCGGUAUAUGGGGGUAGACGAAGUUGACGCCGAGAACGAGAGCUACCGAAGUUGGGGCUUGAAUAGCCCUCCAGAGGAAGUCGGUCGGGGACUUUCCGAAACGCUCUCCAUUCCUUCGAACGAACUUGCCAAGACAUACAGGAACCAGGAAAAGUCUAUGUGGUGUGAUUUUUGUGAAGACGACAUUGGGAAUCUGGGCUACAAGUGUACAGACGCGGAAUGCAAAGACUUUAAUGUCUGCGAGAGCUGUUAUACGCGCAGUAGAAGAGAGCUGGAGGCAAAGCAUACUUUGGAAUCUUUUCGUCUGGAUUACAUGUGUGGCAAAUGCAGCAUUCGAAUUGAAGGGAUCCGUCACCACUGCACGAAAUGCUUUGACCAUGAAAUUUGUGACCAAUGCAUGGAUAGAUAUGAAACGGAAUUCCUGGGAGGAGAUCAUGCAUUUGUCCCGCUUCGGAAGGAUGGCACAGUCGAGAAAUCUGAUCACCGAUAUCUAUAUGGUUUGGGAGAUUUGUCCUUGUGACAUGCUGUAUAGCUAGCUAGUUUGCCGAUAACGGCGGGGAGUACGGUACAAUUCAAUCGACUGAUUGAAGAAUUGCUAAUAAUAGUUUUCAAUCCAUCAAUUCCAUC